Molecule: messenger RNA, 1108 nt
Organism: Wyeomyia smithii (pitcher-plant mosquito)
Lineage: Eukaryota; Metazoa; Arthropoda; Insecta; Diptera; Culicidae
Exons: 3
Coding region: 350-1108 (252 amino acids)
Biological process (GO): DNA integration
Molecular function (GO): nucleic acid binding
Source: RefSeq, a predicted model, not a curated record
UUGGGGCUGUCCUGAUCCAAGACGAUGGCAAAACUCCCCACCGCGUUAUUAGCUUCGCAUCGAAAGCCCUGACAACGAUCGAAAGAAGUACCCGCAGAACCAACGUGAAGCAUUGGACGCAGUGUGAGCCGUGGAGCACUUCGCCUACUUCCUGCUAGGAAGACACUUUACGCUCCGGACUGACGCCCAGGGUUUCACGUUCAUCACGAACAGAUUGCGCGAAGAUUCGAAGCGAGCUUUGAAUCGAGCAGACGGAUGGGCUCUUAGGCUGAGCCCUUAUUGCUUUGAUGUGGAAUAUGUGCGAGGGAGAGAGAACAUCGCGGAUCCAUCAUCAAGACUAUAUGAAGGUAUGGACGGUCCCUUCGAAGAAGAAUCAAGCCCGUGGGAAAUCGCAUCUGUCGAAGUGAACGAGAUUGGAUUGUUAACGGAGGAUGAAAUCAAACAGGCUACGGCAAUGGAUGCACAGCUGACAAAGGUGACUGACGCCCUUGAGACGAGUUUUUGGCCAAAGGAUCUGAAGAGAUUCGAAGCACUGCGUGACGAUUUAACUCUGCGGGACGGUAUAGUCGUAAAAACCGGCACCACAGUUAUUCCAGAGGCCUUACGUCAGAAAACGCUGCAGAUCGCCCAUGAAGGCCACCCGUCAACGGCAAAAUUCAAACGCAUUUUAAGACAACGCGUAUGGUGGCCUGGUAUGGCAAGGGAUGCGGAAGCAUGGGGAAAAUCUUGCGAAAUCUGCGUAACAAACGGAAGACCCGAAAGGCCUACUCCCAUGGAGAGAGUUUUCGCCUCAGCCUCGGUGUGGGAGACGGUCGCCAUUGACUUUAACGGACCCUACACUAAGUUCAAUAGCAUCUUAAUCCUGGUUAUAGUGGACUACCGAUCCAGGUAUGUAAUUGCUAAACCGGUCCCAUCUACGAGUUUCGAGAAUACGAGAUCCGUGUUGGAAGAGGUUUUCGACAGAGAGGGUUACCCGAAACACAUAAAAUCGGACAAAGGUCCCCCCUUUAAUGGCGAAGGAUAUAAAGACCACUGCCGAGAGCACGAUAUUCUCACCAUAUUCUCCACCCCGCUAUAUCCCCAGCAAAAUGGCCUAGAGCUAAAAUAA